Messenger RNA from Rosa rugosa (rugosa rose), 1160 nucleotides. RefSeq names its product embryogenic cell protein 40-like. Gene Ontology annotation, biological process: response to water. The record is from RefSeq and is a predicted model, not a curated record. Bases 244 to 972 code for a protein of 242 amino acids. The transcript is spliced from 2 exons. Lineage: Eukaryota; Viridiplantae; Streptophyta; Magnoliopsida; Rosales; Rosaceae.
GCACGUGUCACUUGAAUAGAGCCCCACGUGGAAUCUUCUUCUAACGUGGCCAUCCAUGCAUAUGCAUGCUGUUCAUGGCUUUUUCUGCCAAUUGAAACUCCACGUGUGACGUGCAUGGAAGCCACACCCUUCUCUCCACCGUCCUCCUUUUUGCCCUUUUAAAACAAGUUACAAGCCCCAAACCUCAUCAAACUUGCUCAUUUUCGAUUUCUCUCUCACAUUUUCACACUUCCAAAUCCAAAAAUGGCUGAAAUCCGAGACGAGUUCGGCAACCCCAUCCCGCUCACCGACCAGUAUGGCAACCCAGUUCAGCUGACAGACGAGCAAGGCCGCCCCAUGCACCUCACUGGUAUCGCCACCACCGAGGGCGGCCAAAGCCAAGCCAUCCGUACUGGAGAGCAGCAGACCGGUAUCGGAACCAGAGGCACCGGUCUCCACGUUCCGGGCACGGGCACACACGUUCCGGGCACCGGUGCCCACAUCCCCGGGACUGGCAUACACAUCCCCGGCACAGGUUCUCAUGUUCCGGGGACAGGUGCACAUGUUCCGGGCACCGGUGAGCACAUGCCAGGAACCGGAGCCGGUAGCCACCCGUCAGGUACGGGGACGACCGGUGGUGUUGCUGGAGUGAAGGCUGACGAAGUUAUCACCGAGCAUGCCGUGCAUGGUACUGGAAAACCCAAAACUGUAGGUGAACAUCUACAACAGGAGCGCCACACCGGUGAGGCCGGUGAACACCGUCGCAGCUCGAGCUCUAGUUCUUCGGAGGAGGAUGAUGGGCAAGGAGGGAGGAUCAGGAAGAAGAAGGGACUGAAGGAGAAGAUAAAGGAAACCUUUAGCGGUAAACAUAAGGAUGAGCAUCCGGAGGCGGGGCCGGCCUUCAAGACCCCCACGACGACUCCUCAGGAGCAUGAGAAGAAAGGCAUGAUGGAGAAGAUCAAGCAGAAGUUACCUGGUCACCAUCCCCACUGAAUUGACCUUAGCAUGCAGCUUUCUGCAACUGCAAGCUUUGUAUCAUAAACUAGAAUGUCUUCGUGUCUAGCUAGCUAGCUGGGUGUGAAUUAGGUAAUGCCUUGGAAGGCAUUAAUGUAAUAAAGAAGUUUGCCUAGUUUCUGUAAUGGUGUAUUCAUUAGUUAAAUCAAUUGUAAGGGUCUGCUUUA